AUGUUUACUAUUAUUAUUCCCUUUUUAUUUUUUCUUGGUCAAUCAGUUUAUUCACUAUCAGGUGGUCAAUGGUCAAUUCUAGCGUCAUCUCCCCAUUCUAGUAAUAAUUGGAUACAAGAACAACAAAGGCAUCAAGAAACCUCAAAAUGUUUAAAUAUUUCAGAAAGAUUUACUUUAUGUCAUGGAAUGCAAUAUAAAACAAUGAGAUUGCCAAAUUUACUUGAACACGAAACUAUGGAAGAAGCAAUUCAACAAAGUUCAGCAUGGAUUUCAUUGCUUCGAUUACACUGUCACCCACAUACUAAAUUAUUUCUUUGUUCACUUUUUGCACCUAUUUGUCUUCCUCAAAUUGAAAAACCUAUUCAUCCUUGUGAAUCACUCUGUAAUGCUGUUAGGGAAGGUUGUGCAACAAGAAUGGAGAAAUACGGCUUUCCCUGGCCAGAAAUGCUUAAUUGUAGUCAAUUUCCUUCUGAUAAUGAUUUAUGUAUUAAACCUCCCUCCUCUAUUACACCUACAACAGAUGAAGAAGAAGAAAGAAAAAGAAAAUAUCCACCGCCAUUACUUGCUAAUGUUAAAGGACAAAUCUGCAAAAGUUGUGCUCAAGUAGCCACAUUUGAAAAUUUAAUGGAUAAUUUUUGUCGUUCAUCUAUUGUCCUCAAAGUCAGAAUUCGCCCAAUAAAUUCAACAUAUAUGGCUAUUAUUAAAAGAAUGCGAAUAUUUAAAUCCUCAACUACCUCUGCUUCUGGUUCUAUUGGUGAAAAAUCUACAAGAGAUCCAAUUGAAGAUAAACAUAUUUUAAUUAAAUUAUCAGAACAUGGAGAAACUCGUUGUUAUUGUCCUUUUGCAGAAGUAAAUACAAGUUCUUUACAAGGUGAAGCAAAAGAGAGACAAUUAACUUUUUUGGUUAUGGCUAGCGAAAAAAGAAGAAAUGGAGAAUUAUUAAAUGCUAAAUUAAUUGUCCCUUGGAGACAAGAAAAGAGCUUCAAACAAGCAAUAAGGCGAUUUAAAAAAUUAAAUUGCAAUACACUUGGAAGGGAAAUUCGAGAAAGUGUACUUAAUCAAAUGUUUAGAAGAAAAGUUGGUAGAGGAAGGAAUUGA
Meloidogyne enterolobii is the source of this 1098-nucleotide messenger RNA. Lineage: Eukaryota; Metazoa; Nematoda; Chromadorea; Rhabditida; Meloidogynidae. The record is from the annotation of a GenBank genome assembly.